This is a messenger RNA of Vigna unguiculata (cowpea), 1509 nucleotides long. RefSeq names its product putative transporter C405.03c. The record is from RefSeq and is a predicted model, not a curated record. Gene Ontology annotation, cellular component: membrane. Lineage: Eukaryota; Viridiplantae; Streptophyta; Magnoliopsida; Fabales; Fabaceae.
AAAUCUUUGUACUAGAAUAGUCUUCAUAUCUUAUGUAUAUCUCCCAUUAACUCGAGGGCUUGUCUUUACCAUUGCCAUAAAACACAAUGCUGAAUUACUAGUAAAAGUAGGGUGAAUCUCAACUUGUAUAUAUUCACACAUAGAAUAAGAGAACUUAAAACAAAGUUCUGUAAUGGGUUGGAGGUACCAUGCUGGGUUGGGACUUAUUGGAGCUUUUGUUUUAAUAUGGGUUAGUUGUGCAGAAAUAACUCAGAGGAUUUUUGAAGAGUAUAAACAGCCUUUUGCACUCACAUACUUUGGAGUAUCUGUGAUGGUGAUUUAUUUUCCCAUUUGUGUUUUCAAGAAGUGGAUUUUCAGCUUGCUGAACAUUUUGUUCAGAAAAAUUCAUGAGGACUAUAUAUCAGUUAGAACAGAUGAUGUGAUUCUCCAAAUACCAGAAACUGAUAUAAAAAGUAGUUUGAUCACCGACAAUGACAUAAGAGAAAUCGAAGAAGGGGUGUCUUUGGUCCAGAAAGAGAAAGAUGAAACUCCCUUGCUUGCACAGAGUAAUGAAAGUAGCUCAUGGAAAAUUCCCAAGUGUGGCUUGUACCUCACUCCAAUAUGGUUUGCACAAGAGUAUUUUUCAAACAUGGCACUUGCAAAUACUAGUGUUGCUAGUACAACGGUUCUGAAUUCCAUGUCAGGUCUCUUUACCCUUUUCUUUGGAGCCUUUCUUGGCCAAGACUCAGUAAAUAUGACCAAAAUGGCAGCUGUUUUGAUCAGCAUGGCUGGAGUCGCCAUGACAACAAUUGGAAAAACUUGGAUAACAGAUGAACAUAUCAUCAUCUCUGAUACUCAAAAGCAUACUAUCAUUGGAGACGUUUUUGGCCUACUCUCAGCAGUAUUUUAUGGCUUAUUCACAGUGCUUCUCAAGAACUCUGCUGGAUCAGGAGACAUGGUAGACAUGGAAAAGCUUUUUGGCUGCAUUGGUAUCUACAGUUUUCUUGGAUUUUGGUGGCUUGCAUGGCCAUUAAGUGCUGUGGGAAUUGAACCCUAUUUCAAAUUUCCAAGUUCAAUCUCAACUUGGGAGAUUGUUAUAGCAAAUAGCAUUUUCUCAAGCGUGAUUUCAGAUUUUUUAUGGGCACUUUCUAUAGUUUGGACAACUCCUUUGGUAGCUACAUUGGGCAUGUCCUUGACAAUUCCUAUUGCCAUGAUAGCUGACAUGGUUAUUCAUAGUCGCAUGUACUCUGCAGUCUACAUUCUUGGAUGCAUUCAGGUUUUUGCAGGAUUUACACUGGCAAACCUUUCGGACAAGAUUUCAAGAAGUGAUAAAGAGUUGAGUAUAUUAAAAAAGGAAGAAUCUUAGUACAGUCAUGAAGCCUAAACUGUGUGAAAUGCUGAUUUGACUUUGGUUCGUAAACAAUGAAGUUGAAUAUAUAACACAAUUCAAUGAGAUUGAAAAGGAAAAUGCUUUAAUAAACUAUGCUUUGUGAGUUAAGCUUCAAGAUUACUAGUUGAGUUUCUCUUCCA